AUGGAGCAUUCUAAGUACUCAAUCCGGCGCGUCACGGUUGUGACCAAUUCCUGCGUGAAAAACCCCAGGAUGCCCGGGUCCCGACUGGCGGCCAGCUUCAGCGAGAGGCUGGACACGACAAAGAUCAGGAAGGGGCGGCAGGGGCAGAAGAGAUCGCCCGGGAGGCGGACGGAAAGCGUCGACGAGUUUCUCCGAUCGGACGACGAUGAAGAACCGAAUGGCACAGCCACCGCUCCUCAAGAAGUUUGGCUCAAGCCCGAAGAACGAGAGCCGCAAGCGGCCGGAGACUAUGACUAUACCGGUGAGCCACAGAGAGACCACGGUGACAUAGAACGAACCGUAGACCCGAUUGGUGAUCUCGCCAACGAAAUGUCCAACAUGUCAACCGACGAUUUCUACGAAAAGAUGCAGGAGCUCAAAAGAGAACACCAGAAAACCUUGUCGAUGGUCCACGGUCUAUACGAAGAAAUCCGCGAAGCAGAGGAUCGACGGAGUCACAGAGAACAGAACGGCGGUGCCUCCAUGGAUAGUGAGGAUACCGAGGAGUUGUUCAGAGAUUUGGAUGACUUGAGGAGUAGCUUCAGGGCAUCCAGGAGUGCGGAUAAAAUAAGAGACAUGACUGCCGCCAAACCGCCCCUGCCCACCACCAGUAGCCGACCACCCUCAGUGUCCAGCAGCAAAUUCGCCUGGUCAGCGAAAAGAGAUCAAGACAUCGAUCUCAACUACCUGAAACGAGGUAGGAGUCUCAGUGAGCAGGAUUUGAGGAGGGUGGGGUCAGACAGCUAUGCUUCUAGCGAUGAUGAGUUUGAACUUGAUGGUAGGACCUCCCCUUGGCGGCAAACUACACCGGGACCCACCCCGAUGAGUCGCAUAGACAAUAUGUGGGACGACUUUUCCGUUGAAGACUACGCUCCUAGGGGGAGAUCGGUGUCACGAGCUUCGCGAACCAGUGUGUCAACGAAGAAAAGCAAGGAGUGGUCGCCGAAGAUCACGAUCCCAGAACCCUUCGAAAUGACUCUACGCGAGGCCAGCAAACCCAAGAAAAAGACGUCUGCCAUGCUAGCCCUUCAGGAGCACCUGAUCACCAAGCAGCAACGAGAGGAGGCGGAGCUACAGAAGAAGUUCAAGGCGUCCCCGGCGCCGGCACACGUUUACGUCCCCAUGUUUGACGACAUCAUGCGCGAACAGGAAGAGAAGAGGCAACAGAUCAGACAGUACAGCAAAGAAAUCCUCAAGUCCAUGGAGAAACCUUUCAGCUUCUACAAGAGGGAGGAGGAGAAGAAGAAAGAAAGACUCGAAAAAGCACAGUUCAUGAUGAAAACAAGCCCCAAGAAGAAGAAGGUAAAACAGUUCAAGGCCAAGCCCGUGCCUAGGUCCUUGCAUGACCCGGCGGCAGCUGACAGAAUACUUGAAGACGAGGAAUACAGGGCCAUCAAGAAGAAGAUGAGGGCAGAAGAACUGAUGAGAUCGGCUUCCCUUCCUCCGAGUAUGCAGGCGAGAGAGAACGCCAAAAAGGCUGAUUCUUACAACAGGUUUCUAUACAGCAAAAGGCCUAAGAGUGCUGGGUAUUCGUUCAAACCCAAAAUACGGCACUCCGUACCCGACUUCGACCAGAUUCACAAAAAGCUGCAGUGGGAGCUUGGUCAGAAGAGGAGAGCGAAGGAGGCCACGGUGGCCGAACCGUUCAACCUCCGCACGUCGCGUAUCCCGUCGAAUACGCACAAAAUCUACGAGGACAUAGAGAGGGACCAGCAGAGUCUGAAAGAGAACAGGUGGCCUUUCAGAGCACCCCGGUCACGCCCACUCUCCUCCCCGGGGCGGUUAUCCACGUCCAUGGACUCCAUCCCGGCCGCCACGACCGAGUCCACGCGCAAGAGGACCGCGGCGGUACGGGCGUCGCUGAUGGAGAGAGAGAUGGAGGAACAGGAGUGGAGGAUGAGGGAGAGACAGAAACGACAGAAGGAGAAGGAGAUUAGAAAGUCUCUGGCUGCCAAGGCAAGAGCCAACGACCAGUCUCUGGCCCUCAGCGAAGUGAAUGACGACAAGCUGAAGGAAUUUAGAGAUCAAGAGAGAGCCCGUCAGUUGGACUACAAGAGGUCGCUGAAUGAAAUGAUGGCACGUGUGGAGAGCAGGCCAUACAUGUUUGAGAGGCAAUCACAGAUCAAUGCGAGGAAGGCGGCUGAGAAGAAAUACCAAGAGGCACUGCGCAAUGCUGGAGUGGACGAGGACUUUGUCGCUGAGAGGAACAGCAGGUCUCGGCCAACCAGCUAUCACGUGAGCGACAGCGACAGCGAUGAGGGAUCGUACCAAAAUACGACGGGCGCUAGUCGGGACAGAAGUCCCUCUGCAAGCGAGGAGUCAGACUUGGAGGUGUAACGUUAAUGUGAGGUUACCUGGAUAAAGUCUAGGAGUGAGUACCAGUUCAAGUCUAGAUCCCGAACCUGAUUAUAGUAUUACAGUAAAAAUAAGGUAGUUAACUUGAAGAAAGUUAAACUGUUCUCCAACACAAAAACGAAAUUAACUCACCAGAAAUGCUAGUAAGGUAGUAAAUUCAUUUUGUAGAGUGAUAUUCAUGUCUCUCACUCUGCGAGUGUUACAAAUAUGUUUAGAUUCACAGUGCAUUGGAAUGUUUUUUCGAUGAACAAGCAUGUGAAUUUAGGUUAAUCUAGUCUGUUUUUUUACCUCUUAUGGUAACUUAGACUAGUGAAGUAACUAUAAGUUUUACUUCAUUACGAGUCCAAAAAAUAUCAGAUCAUGACUUUGUUUUUUUAUUUGACUUGAUGUUAUUCCAAGUUGCACCAGGUUCAGUUAAACAGGUACCCACCCCUUGUAUAGACAGUAACUGUUUCAGCAAAAGCACGUCUGCUUAAGUGCCUUAGAAACAAAGUACUCAUACUGCAAAUUGUGGAGCGUGUUUUUGUAGUUAAUGGCAGGUGAAGAAGGCAGAAAUGUCACUCAAGUACAAUCACAUUCCAGUACUUAAAACAGUUAUACAAAUGUCUUAGGUGUGGAAAAGCAGUUGCAAUGAGCUUGUAUAGAUUGCUGCUAUUCAUUCCUGCUAUAAAUUCAUAAAAUGUGAAUAAUGUAAAUAUCAGUUGAUGGUAGGAACGUUUUAUUCAGUUUUGGAGGGCACAGUCUCUUUCAUCCGUGCCUUUACUGUCUGUUACCAGGUAAUAUAAUGGUAGUCUCCAUAACAACUGGGUGAUUU
Messenger RNA from Branchiostoma belcheri (Belcher's lancelet), 3208 nucleotides. RefSeq names its product protein FAM161A-like. The record is from RefSeq and is a predicted model, not a curated record. The coding region runs from base 1 to 2376 and encodes 791 amino acids. Lineage: Eukaryota; Metazoa; Chordata; Leptocardii; Amphioxiformes; Branchiostomatidae. Gene Ontology annotation, biological process: cilium organization. Gene Ontology annotation, cellular component: cilium. The transcript is spliced from 3 exons.